GUCAGCGUGGGACUGUGUAUGCGGUGCGGGAGUGCACAGCACCUUAUAAGGGUCACGCUCUCUCCGUGCGCUUUUCUCCGGCACGCGUGAUCCCUUCGCAGACAUGGCUGCUCCCGAGCUCCUCGCAGUCCUGGUCCCCCAGUUCAUCGGCAUCAUCUUCAACUAUCUGCUCUUCGGCGUCUUCAUCGUGCAAUUAUACCUCUAUGUUACGUUCAGCAUCCAGGAUCCCUUGCCGAUCAAGCUUUUCGUAUACACGAUCGCCAUACUCGACACCGUCCAGACGGGGUUCUUGACCGAUCUUUCGUACGGACUGCUCGUCACCCGCUGGGGAGAUGUUGAAGGAUUGGCGCAUCGGCCAUGGACCGCACUCACUCUGCUCGUCGUCAACGGACUGGUCGCCGCCAUGAUCCAGAUCUUCUUCUCAUGGCGUAUAUGGGUCUUGUCCGGCAAGAAGUUAUGGAGCUACCUGCUCAGCGGUUUCAUUGUCAUUGUAGCACUCAUACAAUGUCUGGCCGCAAUCAUCUCCGGAGCGAGGUCCGCCAUCAUCAGCAAGACGGUGUCGCCAAUCGAGACCGUCAUCGCCAUCUUCCCUGGAUGUGUAGUUUGGCUAGCAGGAAGCCUUCUAUGUGAUCUCAUCAUCACGGUCUCAAUGUUCUUGCUGCUCACCCGUUCGCGGCGUGGUACCCCUUUCCGCCGGACGGAGGACCUCCUGACGAGGAUGAUCAACCUCACACUGGAGACUGGUCUUGCGACCACUAUAGUCGCAGCACUAGAGCUGUCUCUCCUCGUUGCUCGUCCGUACGAGGAAUUCCAUGAAGCGCCAGGCUACGCAUUGGGAAAGCUGUACUCGAAUGCGCUUCUCGCUACUCUGAACGCGCGCCACAUGCGACAUGCGGCCGGAGAGGUGUCGGACAUAUCGAUGUCCAUACGAUCAACCAACUCAGUGCCGGGGCGGCGUGUUCUUCUAUCGGACGACUCGGACAACCAGGUCCCCACUGAGGGCAAACGCUCCGGCGGGGUCGUAAUCACCACACAGACCUGGAAGGACGCCGGAGCAAGCGCCGUGUAAAAGUGCACACCAUGAUGCCCCCUUUCCUUGGAUUGGAGUCGUUCGUUAUCUAUUUUUUGUACGACUUUGUAGCUUGGUGUAUACAUGUAUUGCAUCUGUGGUAUACCCUGAAUGAACAGAACCUUCUC
Messenger RNA from Schizophyllum commune H4-8, 1197 nucleotides. RefSeq lists its product as uncharacterized. Bases 104 to 1069 code for a protein of 321 amino acids. Lineage: Eukaryota; Fungi; Basidiomycota; Agaricomycetes; Agaricales; Schizophyllaceae. The transcript is spliced from 11 exons. The record is from RefSeq and is a predicted model, not a curated record.